This is a messenger RNA of Maudiozyma saulgeensis, 2169 nucleotides long. The record is from the annotation of a GenBank genome assembly. Lineage: Eukaryota; Fungi; Ascomycota; Saccharomycetes; Saccharomycetales; Saccharomycetaceae.
AUGGUCGAAUCAUAUGAGUCAGAUUCUGAGAGUUUAGAAGGUAAAAAAAAGACUGAACAAUCAACAAAUAAUAAUAGUCGUAGAGUGAAGUUAGUAACAAAAUUAUUUUUAGAUAUGAAUUCAGGGUUGAUGGAUGAUUUAAAUUAUGAUAGAGAUGUGGACAAGAAAUAUGAUGGUGAAACGAAUAACGAUAGAAGGAGUAGUAGGGGUAAUGAUGCUGAUAGUUCUAUAUAUGACGAUGAGAAUAACGAAAACCGCGAGUAUGGAAGCCUCAUACCUAUGGCAGAGCAACACACAGUACCCAAAAUAUCAAAGACCACUAGAUUAAGAGCAGAAAGAGUACGAAUAUACCUUGAUUAUUAUUAUAACGUAAUAGAAGGGACACUUCGAUCAGGUGAAGAUGAGAAUGGAAAUGAAAGGAAGAACAUACAUAAAAACGUUGAAGGUAUUUACAAUCCUCUUCAAAUAAUAAGAAACAGAAAACUAAAGAAGAAAUAUCGUGGAGAAACAGCAAGUUCGGGAUUUUUAUUCUACAAAGCUCCUAUUAUCGCAGUCAUUCAAUUUUCUAAAAUUCCAAACAGAAAGAACUACAAAUGGUUUGUUGAUGUCAAUGAGAAGUAUGCAGACAUAACAUUCAGAUCUCAGCAUUGGGAUGAAUUAGUAGACCCUACAGGACAUAAAUGGUUUGGAACGCAGAAGACUCACAGAUUUAGAUCGGAAGCUCAUAAAAUAAAGAAAAAUCGUGGUAGCACACAUAUUAAUGGUCACCUACACCAUAAUCAUAAAAAGAAUAACGGAAAAAGUUUGUUGUUAAGGGAUAGCGAUCAAUCCUCAGAUUCCAUUUUAAACAAAGUGCCAAAAUUAAUAGUGACAACAGAUCAUUCCGAUCCUAACCUUGGGUCAAGAACGUCUAGUAAUAGCAACGGUAUCAGUAGUUAUUCAUCUGACGGUGAUAAAGUCAACUACAAUGAGAGAUUAAUGCAGACAGUAUCUGAUUCCGAGAUUGAGGAUGGGAGUUCAAAAGAAAAAGAUGGUGGUCAUUUGAAUAAAUUUGAAAAGAUUCUCAAUAAGACAAAGAACUCCAAAAGGUGGUCUAGAUCCAAAUCUCCAAGCAAGAUACGAAGUGAGGAGAAUAACAAUGGUAGUCAUGAAUCCAAGAAAGAUAUUACGAAAAUAGUCCCACAGGAGUUCGAAUUAGGACAAGAUGAUCCCAAUAGUAAUGAAGCAGCCCAUCGAGGCAGCGUAAGUGGGCCUAGUGGUAAAGAUAACUACAAUACCUACCAGACACCAGUUGAAGGUACAGCUGUUAAGAAACUAUCUCUAUUAGAUGAUAUCCCUAUCCGUACAGUGAAGGGUCACUCAGCCAAGAAGCUAAAUGUAGAAUCUCCAGAAUUGACCGCAGUUUCCAGUGGUAGUUAUAAGUACGAUAACGAGAUCAAAAGUAUCGAGAACAAGAGAGGAAUUAAAGAUGAUGAUAUACAAAAAAGAUUAACAGUUGAAAAUACGGAAACUGUUAUUAAGAAUAAGAAUCUUAAUGUAUUAUCUAACAAUUGGGAUAAUUCAAAGAGUGGUUCUAGUAAAGAAGCGACACCUUUCUCCAAGAGAAGCAGUACAAAUGCUUUUGAUGAAUUACCUGUAGAUAUUCAAUUACAGAAAUAUUGGCAAGAUACAAGAUAUGUUAUUAGUACUAUUGCUAUCAUGGAACAUCGGAGACAAUCACAUGAUUUAGUUAGGCAAAGGGCUAUUCAUCGUAGAAACUUGAUAAAAGUAGAUGAAAAUACUGAAAAGAAUAUGGCAGAUACAGAAAAAAUUAUCAAAGAAUAUGAUGAAGGAUUAGAUAGGGUGUUAAAAAUUGGUAACAAUUGGACCUCGAAAUUAUUGAAUGAUUACUCUAUCAGGGUCGAAACCUUGAUCUCCGCAAGUGAUAGAAUUCUGAGUGAUAUUAAUACCACCUUGACAUUAAAGUUAAAAUUGUUUCAAGAAAAUACAGAUAGGUUUGGUACUAUACGUACUAUGCAAUCACAAAAAAUGACUAAAUCUAUUUAUAAGAUAUUAGAAUUUUUUAUCGUGUUAGUGCUGUGGAGUAUCUGGCUUGUUGUAAGCAUAGUGAGAGAAAUCAAGUUUUCAAUUAUGCUAGUAUUGAGAUUUAUAAAAUGGGUAUUAUGGUGA